Messenger RNA from Daphnia carinata, 3209 nucleotides. RefSeq names its product DNA mismatch repair protein Msh3-like. Lineage: Eukaryota; Metazoa; Arthropoda; Branchiopoda; Diplostraca; Daphniidae. Gene Ontology annotation, cellular component: nucleus. The record is from RefSeq and is a predicted model, not a curated record. Bases 104 to 3154 code for a protein of 1016 amino acids. Gene Ontology annotation, molecular function: ATP binding; ATP-dependent DNA damage sensor activity; mismatched DNA binding. The transcript is spliced from 15 exons. Gene Ontology annotation, biological process: mitotic recombination; mismatch repair.
AGAACUUCGAACACGAUUGUCGAUUAAUUUUUCUGUAGUCCACUUUACGUGCAUUUUGCUUGGUCUUUAUAGGUUUUAAACAAAAUUAGGUGAAAGGUAGGAAAUGAAGCGACAAAGGGCUAAGUCUACCGUAAAGAAUCAACAAGUGAAAAUAUCAAAGUUUUUCCACGUCGCCACUCCCAGGAGGGAUUUGAUGAAUAAUGUGGUGACGGAGGAAAAUACUGGAAAACUUUUAAAGUCCACGAAGGUUGAUAUUCCAUUUGGUAUUAGCAUCUUACAGAAUGAACUGUGUGAUGCAAUUGCAGAAAGAAGCAAUCUAAGUGGACCUUCUAGUGGUAUACUAAAACUAAAAAAAUUUGUUCAUUCAGAGGACAUUAACUCAGAUGAAGAGACACAUGGGAAAAUAGAAAUAGAAACCUCAUCUUCACAGCUAACAGCCCCUGUACGAACCAACCAUCAUAGUAUGCUAGCAACCGUCAGCACAAGCUCGUCAAAUCAUGACAAAUGCAAUCUGAAAUUGACUCCUCUGGAACAACAAAUUGUUGCUCUAAAGCAGGAGCACCCUGAACUUCUGCUUGUGGUGGAAUGUGGCUACAAAUAUCAAAUGUUUGGAGAGGAUGCUGCAAUGGCUGGAACAAUCUUGAACAUGGUUGCUUACAAGAAAAACAAUUUUCUUAGCUGUAGUUUCCCUCUCCAUCGACUAUAUGUACAUGUCAAGAAAUUAGUCGCUCAUGGAUGCAAAGUCGGAAUCGUGCGUCAGAAAGAAACCGCCGCGUUGAAGGCGAUUGGCGAUUCAAAGCAUGCACCAUUCACAAGAAAAUUGGAUAUGAUCUAUACUAAAGCCACGUUCAUCAGUGACGAUGAUUGUGAGGGUGUCGUUGACACUCUGAAUGUAAACAUUCCGCUCUGUAUGGUUUUCCUGGCUGAAGCGUAUGGCAAAAUAGAUGGAACAGUAGCUCAAAUGGGAAUUUUAGCGUUUUUCACCCAGGAUAGUACAGUCGUUUACGAUCAUUAUCAAGACGAUUGUGUUCGAAGUGGCUUGGAAAGUACGUUGACGCAUCUCCAGCCAUCUGAGAUAGUGUUGCCCGACCGAGGUGUAUCUGAUCAAACGCUUAACUUGAUUCGUCAGUUUUCCGCUCACAAAUUGUCUUGCGGAGACUGCAUUCGAACAGAAUUUACGGCACGGGUUGAUUGGACAUGCGCCUCAGAACUGCUUUUAAAAGUUUAUUGCAAUGAUGCGGAAAUGAUGGACAAAUUGAAAGAGCUCCCCCCUGUCAUUGUGUGCUGCCUUGCAAUGGCUUACAAACACUUGAAAGAAUUCAAGUUGGAGCAGUUAAUAACCGCCAUUAAGAACGUGAGGCCCUACGAAGCUUUUCGAAACGAUGUUUUACAAAUGGAUGGAAAUUGUGUACGAAAUUUAAAUCUGGUUCCCCUGACCAACGAAGCUGGUCCCCGACUUUUGGGUUCAGUGUUUCAUGUUAUUAAUCGAACUAGGACAAAAUUUGGGGCCAGGCUGUUACGGUCAUGGCUUUUACGUCCUCUGGUUAAGCGUGCUUCCAUUGAAUCAAGACUAGAAGCAGUAGAAUGGCUUGUUACGCAUUGUGACGACCCCGAGAUAGCACCGUUCAAAAAGUUGCUUAAAACUCUUCCAGAUUUGGAAAAGCAACUAUCUGCAGUUCUUCACACAAGGUCAAAGCCGGAAGAGUUCUUUGCCCUAUGCAAAUCUUGGGAGCAAAUCAAGAUUAUGUGCACCCAACUCCAAUUCCAUUACCAGGAAAUUUCACCUUCGUUAGUGAAACUCUUGUUAGAGACGGCUAUAACUUCACUUGCAACAGUACAUCAUUAUACCGAACAAUUAAAUGAAACCGCUGUAACUUCAAAGGAAAAAACGCGAUUAUUCCAUCGUACCGAUGACUAUCCGCAAGUGGCUGUACUGAUGGAGAAGAUUGAUCAAACUGAAAGCCAACUUCAUGCAUUGAAACCGUCCAUUUGCAAAACGAUCGGUUUAUUGGCAAUGAAUUAUGUAGCCGUAUCUGGGGAUGAAUAUUUAAUUGAAGUGAAAAAUUCUUUGAUUCGAGCAGUUCCUGCAACAUGGAUAAAAAUUAGCGCGACGAAACAAUGUUGCCGAUUUCGCAGUCCUGAAGUCCAGCAGCUUUUCGGAGAGCUAUGCUGCCUCAGAGAGUUGUUAAAAAUUGCUGCGGACGAGGCGUGGCUUCGAUUUCAACGUCAAGUGGCCAACACGUCUCACACAAUUUUCAAAAAAGCUAACACAGCUAUUGCAACAGUUGAUUGCUUGAUAGCUCUUGCUGAAGUGGCCAAAUCAGAGAAUUAUACUAGACCAACGUUCGUGGAAGAAGCCGGGGUACUUGAUAUUUCAGAAGGCCGCCACGCAAUUCUUGGUCGCUUUAUGCAGCAAACUUCAUCAAGUGCUGAGUAUGUUGCAAAUGACACAAAACUGCACAGUGAAGGCGUCCGUUGCAUGAUCAUCACCGGACCAAAUAUGGGGGGAAAAUCCUGCCUGCUCCUACAAGUGGGUAUCAUAGUCGUACUGGCUCAAGUUGGUUCCUUUGUUCCAGCAACACAGGCAACUCUCAGUAUAUUCAAAUCUAUUUUUAUCCGAAUGGGGCUGCAUGACGAAAUAUAUGCAGGCAGAAGCACGUUUUUUAUGGAAAUGAUGGAAACGUCUGCCAUUCUUCAUAGUUGCACACCACGCUCGUUGGUUAUCAUCGAUGAAUUGGGUCGUGGAACAGGUACCCACGAUGGCAGUGCCAUAGCGUUCGCAACUCUCAAAUAUUUGGUGGAAGAAGUAAAAUGUCUUACGCUUUUUGUAACACACUACCCAGCAGUUGUCCAGUUACAAAAAGACAUUCCAACCAAUGUGGCCAAUUAUCAUAUGGGGUAUUUGCUGGAAGAUGCGGUUGCAGGUAACGUAGAAAAGGAUGACGGUGAUGGCGAAGAACUGGUCUUCUUGUAUACCUUGACUCUCGGGACCUGCCCUAAAAGUUUUGGUUUAAAUGUUGCUCGUCUUGCCGGUCUUCAGUCGAGCAUUACAGCUAGGGCUAAAUUGAAAUCAGAAUCGUUUUUUAGUAACGCGGAAUCUCAAAGAUGUCAGGUAGCUGAGCUGAAACAAAUCUUUCAGAUAAAUAAUUGUUAGUGAAUUUUUCAACCAUUCUUUUGUGCUUGUUUAACUCUGUUUUCCCAUCGUUGCU